CAAUCGCAAUUUUUGGCACGUCACAGCCGCGUCAUCAUGUCUCCGUGUCUGCUUUUAUCAUUGGGGAAUUAAUUUGUACUACAUUAUCAUACCUUAUCGACGCUUUGUAUGUGAACUAUAAAAAUUAAAUAGUUCUUCAAUAGCAUUGAAAAUGGAACUGUUAAAAUCAGUGUCGUCAAAUACACAGAUUUUAUUCCCUGUUGCUGCUGUUGCCGUUGUUUUAGUAUGCGCAGCUCUUGUAUUUGUGUUCGGAUUUCAUACAGCGGAGCAGCCGCAGUUUGAUAAGUUACCUCUAGUGGUCGACGACAGAAAGUCUUCUAACAAGAAAAGGAAAACCAAGGAAAAGAAGUCUUCACCCAACCGCACUGGAGGUGAUGAUGUGAAGACAAAGUCUGAUAAUGUGAAAAAGUCUCCUGCUAAGGAAAAGAAAGAAGAUAAACCGAAAGAAGCAGAGAAACCUAAACCUAAAGCAGCUGAGCCAAAGGUUGUAAGGAAGGAAAUUAAAGAAGAACCCAAAAAGGGCAAGAAGAAUAAGAAUGUUUCUGAACUUGAGAAGCCAGCUGACUUUGAUGAGGGAGUAUGGGAGGAGGUGCCAAAAAAAAGCGACAAAAAGAAGGUAAAGGGCCCAGAAGAAAAGGAGAAGGAGAAAAAGAAAGACAGCCCUUCAAAGAAAAAUAAGAAGAACAAAGAUGCAGAUAUUGAAGCUGCUCGUGUUGUAGUAGAGGAAACACCAGAGGAGACCAUCAAGGUGGUUAGUGCUGAAGGGCCACAUGUAGACGAGGAAUCUGCCCGGGCAUUGCAGGCUCAAGUUGAGGAAUUACAACGAGUUCUCAAAGAGGCUGAGCGCCGAGAUCAAGCAGCACUGGGUGGUGGUGAUAAUGAAGAUGAGGAGCUGACUGAUGUGAAAGAUCUCAGGAGCAACAAGAAGAAAGAAAACAAAGAGAAGCAAAUCAAGAAGAAGGCCAAUGAGUCAGUUGCCGCUGCAAAGGCUACUGCCAAACCUGAUUCGGUAGACAACUCAGAUUCAUCUGAUAAACAAGAAAAUAAACAGAACACACUUGUUUUUGAUGAACUUGGAGAUUCUUGGACUGAUGCUAAAGCAUCGAAAAAGAACAAGAAAAAGGCUCGCAAAGACCAGUGAGAGGUGAGUUGUUCACACAGGGUCCACUUGGGUGCUCCACCCUGUUACUAGCUCAAUGCCAUUCACACCACUGGAAAGAACUACCUUGAUCAUACUAUAAAAUUGUAUAAGUACAUACAAACAUUUUGUUUAAAUUCGGAAAAUCAGUUAUUAUUAUAUUAUUCAUAUUGAAAUUACCAGUUUUUAUUAUUAUACUUAUUUAAAUAUUUUAUUUCAGGGUCAUAGAUUUACAGGGUGUGAAAGUUUAUAUAAGUAAUAUUAGUUUUAAUACCUACCAUAUCUGUUCAUACAUUCAGGUUAUUAUACGUCCAUGUUUUUAGUUGCAUAUUUUAUUUUAUAUCUAGCUCAUGUUGACUUGUUUUUUUAAUAAUUUAAUUAUUGUUUAAUAUAAAGCAUAAUAUGUUACGUUUUGUGUAUGUUAUGAGUCAUAAUUUUUUGUGUUCCGAAUUCCUCGUGACCUUUGGGAAUCUGCAAUAUUUUGUUAUUAAUUAAAGACUGUCGAACAUUCGUAAUGUUUGUCGAGUUACAUAAUAAUAUUAGUAAGUUUUAUAACAAUAGGUAGCUAACCUGUAGUAGCUAUAAUGUAAGGAUUAGGAAUGUAAAUCCAUUAUUAACAUUCAAGAUCUUCUGGUGCUUGUAGAGUGUAAGUGUCUCGUCUCCUUUCAUUCCAUGUAUGCUGAUGUUUUGUCCUUAUCUUACUGUUAACUCAAUUACCUCUGGCAAAUUAUGCAUAUUUCAUUGUCUUUUAAUGUUUAUUAGCUAAUUUUAUUUAGUAUCUACUCGUUAUAUUAGCUCAUUUUGUCUAGUACUGUUAUUGUUUUGUCAUGACGAAAAUAUGAGUGAGACCUGAAUUUGGACCAAUAAAAAAUAUGCAGUUAUGCUGUAAUAUCUAUAUCACUGGCAAUUAGUGAGCUUCAUACUAUUAUUUAUUACGAACCAGUCACCGUUUGUGAAACAUAAUGUUUAGAUUAUAAUAUAGAUAUUUUCCGUCCGCUAUGUAAUACAAAAUUCUGUGCGCAUUCCCUUUUUUCUCUGACUAUUUCUGUUAAAAUUAAUAGUGUACAUCUAAUGCAAAAGUGAUAAUUAUAAUGUAGCUAUAUCUCAAAAUUUCGUCAUCAAUGUAAGAGAAGUGAACAUUACUGUAUUAUUGCAGAUUCCUAUUUUAUAUACCCUAGAUAUAAGAAUAAUUCAAGUUUAGGGUAGUGCCGACAUUUAUAUAUAAAAAAUAUUUUAAAAUUCUAAAUAUCUCUGAAGAUAAUUUAUUAUCAUAUUAUAAUAAUAGGAUAAGAAUCAGAGCGUUUUUGCUAUCUAGAGGAAAUGGUAAAAUAGCUUCGAUACAGAUACUAAAUACGAAUGAUAUUUAUUUAUCGGCUGUGCAAUGUUUUUUACAUACAUAUACGAGUCUAUCAUUUACAAUAAACAUUACAUAAUAUAUUGAGACAUCCUUUGUAGCUAUUUUAUUUAAACUUAUCUUCGAUAAAACAUGUUAUUAAUAUAUAUCUAUAGUAUAAUCACUUUUCUUAUACAGCUCAUGUGUAUAUUUUGACAUAACCUUGUGAUAUAAUAUUUUAGGGCAAAAUUUUCAUAUCUGACGAUUGCACCAAUUCAUAGUGCCGAGUGCUGACGAGGACUAUUCCAUUUUAACGUUUUUGGGUCGUUAUAACUAUAUAUGUAACGAGAAUUUAUUUUCAAUACUUUUCAGUUUAC
Molecule: messenger RNA, 2848 nt
Organism: Achroia grisella
Lineage: Eukaryota; Metazoa; Arthropoda; Insecta; Lepidoptera; Pyralidae
Product: glutamic acid-rich protein-like
Exons: 5
Coding region: 152-1141 (329 amino acids)
Source: RefSeq, a predicted model, not a curated record